AUGGAAGAUAUCUUUGAUUUUCCAUCUUCUAAUAAAAAUGGGAAUAAAGAUAAUAAUUUCUUUUUAAGUUUCCCUAAAUUAGAAGAAAUUAGUAAUUUUAAUCAACCAAAUAAAAACGUUAAUUCGAUAAAUGAAGAAAAUCAUACAACUACAACAACUUCUCCAACAACAACAAAAACAACAAACACAACUACAACAACUACAACAACAACCUCACCAAUAACAACAACAACAACAACAACAACAACAACAGAAGAUGAAAAUAAUAAAAAAACUAAUUUAAGUUCGAAGUUAAAAAAAAAUUUGAGAAUGGAACAACAAGAAGCCAACAUGGAUUUCGUAAACUCUCUCAAUCUUUAUAAACUUCAAAAUAGUAUAUUAAAAAGAAAGUUAAAAAAUUUACAAAAAAAAGUUGAAAUGAAAAAAAUGAAAAAUAAAAAAACAACAACUUUAAAUACAGAUAAUAAAAACAAUAAAAAAGAAAAUGGUCAAAAAGAUGAUAAUGAAGAAGAAGAAGAAAAUGAUGAUAAUGAAGAAGAUUAUUUCAACGAAAAUGAAUUCGAAGAUGAAUUUAGUAAAAUUAAUACAUUUUUAGAUAGAAAUGAUUUUAAUAGAAAUAAUGAACAAGAUAAUAAUAAUGAUAAUGUUGGUGAAAAAGAAAAUAAUAAAAAAAAAGAAAGUAAUAUAGAAGAAAUAGCAUUUGAUAAAAAUGAAGAAUUAGAGUUAAUAGAAAAAGUUGAUUUAAUAAUUUAUGAAACAUUAAAGAAAAUCGAACCAUUUCCAAUGUACAUUGUUAAAAAAUCAAAUGGUUUCUUCUUUUUAAAUAAUUUAAUUAAAGGUUAUUCAAAACCUGAUAAAAUUAAAGUUGAUAAGAAAAAGAUUACAAAUUCUGGUAUUAGAUGUGAUAGAAGAUUAAAAUCAAAACGUAUGUUAUCAUAUAUUAACCUUUUAAAAGUCAACAUCAAUGAUUCAAAUGAUAUGAAAAGAAAUGAUUAUUAUUUAAGAGAAUUAGAAAAAAAAACAAAAAAAUAUAGAAAAAUAACUUCAAAACAAAAUGAAAACAAUAAUAAUAAUAAUAAUGAUAAUAAUAAUAAUAAUAAUAAUAAUAAUAAUAAUAAUAAUAAUAAUAAUAAUAAUAAUAAUAAUAAUAAUAAUGAAAUGGAAAUUGAUAAUAAUAAUAAUAAUAAUACUGAAAUGGAUAUUGAAAAUGAUAAUAAUAAAGAAAUUAAAAAAGAAAUUGAAGAACUAAUUAAUGAAAAGAAUGAUAAUAUUAGUAAUAGAUUGUUAUUGGCAAAGAGAUGUUAUAUUUGUAAGGGAAUGUUUAAAACAUUGCAUCAUUUUUAUGAAAGUUUAUGUUUUUCAUGUGGCGAAUUUAAUUAUGAAAAAAGAAUAAACUCUGUUAAAUUGGAGGAAGAGCGUGUUGCAAUUGUUACAGGAUCAAGAAUUAAAAUUGGUUUUGAAACUACAUUAAAAUUAUUAAGAUCUGGUGCAACUGUUAUUGCAACAUCAAGAUUUCCAAAAGAUACAGCGAUUAGAUUCUCUCAAGAAAAGGAUUUUAAUCAAUGGUAUCAUAGAUUAAAUAUCUAUGCUUUAAAUCUUUGUGAUUUAAAAUCAUUAGAAUUAUUUUGUUUUGAAAUUAAAAAAAGAUUUAAAUCAAUUAAUAUCAUCAUUAAUAAUGCUGCUCAAACAAUUAAAAAACCUUUAAAAUUUUAUGAAAUCUUAUUAAAUAUUGAAAAUGAUUCAACAAUUUCAUUACAAAAAGAAACUAUUAAAACCUUAUCACAUUAUCAAGAAAUAAAACCAAAUUAUUUAACAAAUAAUAUAAUAAAUGAAAAUAUUAUUGGUUUAGAAAAUAAUAAUGAUAAUAAUAAUAGUAUUAGUACAAUUGAAUCCUUACCAAAAUUAUCAUUAAUUUCAACAAAUUCAUUUUAUGGUAGUGAAAAAGCAUUAUUAAGUGUUGAUAGUAUUAAUACUAGUGUUAGUGGUGAAAAUAAUAAUAAUAAUAAUAAUAAUAAUAAUAAUAAUAAUAAUAAUAAUAAUAAUAAUAAUAAUAAUAAUAAUAAUAAUAAUAAUGAUGAUGAUGCUGCAUCAUCAUUAAUAGAUUUAAAUAGAUAUGAUCAAUUUGGUCAACCAAUUGAUUUAAGAUCUAAAACAAGUUGGAACCAAAAAUUCAAUGAAAUUCCAUUAAUAGAAUUAAUUGAAACUCAUACUAUCUCAUCAUUUUCACCAUAUAUUAUGUUAACUCAUUUGUUACCUGAAAUGAUAGAAUCUUCAAAAACAUUUGGUAAUGCAUUUGUAAUCAAUGUCAAUGCAAUGGAAGGUAAAUUCAGUAGAUUCUAUAAAUCACCAAAUCAUCCACAUAGUAAUAUGGCAAAAGCAUCUCAAAAUAUGUUUACUCGUACUUCAGCUUCAGAAUUAUCAUUAAGUGAAAUCUAUAUGAACUCUGUUGAUACUGGUUGGGUUACUGAUGAAAAUCCAACAAACAAUGACCAAUUUUGGCAACCACCUAUUGAUGAAAUUGAUGGUGCUGCUCGUAUUUUAGAUCCAAUUUAUUCAGGUUUACAAUCAAAUAACUUUUCAUUUGGUUUAUUCUUUAAAGAUUAUAGUCCAACUGGUUGGUAA
Molecule: messenger RNA, 2622 nt
Organism: Dictyostelium discoideum AX4
Lineage: Eukaryota; Evosea; Eumycetozoa; Dictyosteliales; Dictyosteliaceae
Exons: 1
Coding region: 1-2622 (873 amino acids)
Source: RefSeq, a predicted model, not a curated record